AUGGAAAAUAAUAAUGAAAACGAAUACGAUGAAUUUUACAUGAUCGAGGAAAUUGAUAUACCUUUUGAAGAAGAAAUUCUACGUAAUCCAUAUACUUUGAAGUCAUGGUUUCGAUAUAUUGACCAUAAAGCAGAGCAACCUAUCCAACAAAGAAUUUUUGUACAUGAACGUGCCUUAAAAGAGUUGCCAGGAUCUUAUAAAAUAUGGAAACAAUACCUAGAUCUGCGAAGAGAACAAGUUCAAGAUUUAAAUCCAGCUAGAUAUGAAAAAGAAUAUUUAAAAGUUAAUAAUUGUUUCGAGAGAGCGCUGGUGUUAUUACAUAAGAUGCCCCGUAUAUGGAUAGAUUAUUGUAAUUUUCUAGUGAAGCAAUGCAGAAUUACGAAAGCACGUAGAACUUUUGAUCGAGCUUUAAAGGCCUUACCAAUUACACAACAUCCAAGGAUAUGGGAGAUUUAUUUAAAGUUCGCAAGAGAUAUAGGUGGAGAAACUGCCAUCCGACUAUAUCGCAGAUAUCUCAAGUUGGAACCGGAUCAUGUAGAAGAAUACAUCGAUUUGUUGCUUUCAUUAAAUCGGUACGAUGAGGCUGCAAAACGACUCGCUCAAGUUGUCAAUAAUGAUCGUUUUCAAUCAAUGCAUGGCAAAUCAAAUUAUCAAUUAUGGAUGGAACUUUGUGAUUUAAUAUGUGAACAUCCGCAUGAAAUCAAAAGUUUGAAAGUAGAACCAAUUAUACGGAGUGGAAUUCGAAGAUUUACAGAUCAAGUGGGAAAAUUAUGGAAUUCACUUGCAAAUUAUUGGAUAAAGUUGCAUCAUUUUGAAAAGGCAAGGGACGUUUUCGAAGAAGGCAUCAGCACUGUAAUGACUGUCAGAGAUUUUACACAAAUAUUUGAUACUUACGCCAAAGCAGAGGAAACUGUCAUUGAAAAAAAAAUGGAAGAGGCAGCGGAACGUGCAGAGGCAGGCCAAGAAGAUCCGGAACAAGAUUUGGAAUUAGAUUUGAGGUUGAUGCGAUUCGAACAAUUGAUGGAUCGUAGACCGUUUUUGGUAAAUGACGUCUUAUUAAGACAGAAUCCAAACAACGUCCAUGAAUGGGAGAAGAGGGUAUCAUUAUGGAAAGAUAACCAUGAAAAGAUUGUUGAAACAUACUCAAAGGCAUUGAGAACCAUAGAUCCUAAGAAGGCAACCGGAAAAUUCCAUGAUUUGUGGGUCAAUUUUGCCAAGUAUUAUGAGAAAGGAGGCGACAUUGAAAAUGCACGUACAAUUUUUGAAAAGGCAACUCAUGUCAAUUUUAAGAAUGUCAACGACUUGGCUACCUUGUGGUGUGAAUAUGCAGAGAUGGAAUUACGGCUUGAAUUAUAUGACAGAGCAAUUGAUGUAAUGGGUCGUGCCACAGUUCCAGCAGGAAAUCCAAAUGUAGAUUUCCGUGAUGAGUCUAUACCAGUCCAGCGACGCGUGUUCAAAUCCAUCAAAUUAUGGUCAUUUUACGUUGACUUAGAAGAAAGUAUAGGAACUGUAGAAUCAACAAAAGCUGUCUAUGACCGAAUACUUGAACUGAAAAUAGCAACACCACAAAUAAUAAUUAAUUAUGCAAAUUUCUUAGAAGAAAAUAAAUAUUACGAAGAAAGCUUUAAAUCUGGUUCGAAACUUGAACGUGCACGAGAUCUUUUUGAGCAAGCUCUUGAGAAAUGUCCUCCAAAAUACGCAAAAUCAUUGUAUCUUAUGUAUGGAAAAUUGGAAGAGGAUUAUGGUUUGGCAAGACAUGCGAUGCGCAUAUAUGAUCGUGCAACUAGAUCAGUAUCUGAUGAAGACCGUUUUGAGAUGUUCAAUUUUUAUAUUGCAAAAGCGGGUGCAAACUUUGGUGUCACGUACACCCGUGAGAUUUAUGAACGUGCGAUCGAAGUAUUGCCUGACAAAGAAGCCAAAGAUAUGUGUUUAAAAUACGCUGAUUUAGAACGCAAGCUAGGAGAAAUUGAUCGGGCAAGAGCUUUGUACGCUCAUGCGUCACAAUUUUGUGAUCCAAGGACAGUGCCAUCAUUCUGGCAGACAUGGCAUGACUUUGAAGUCAAACAUGGAAACGAAGAUACAUUCAAAGAAAUGCUUAGAAUCAAGCGUAGUGUUCAAGCUCAAUAUAACACAGAGGUUAAUUUCAUAUCUGCGCAAAUACUCGCAACUCGUCAAGCUCAACAAGUUUCUCAGCAAGAAAGUGUAUCUUCAAAUACCACAUUAACAUCGGCUCCGAGUGCUAUGCAACUUGCAGAACAAGAAGCUAUCCAAAAUAAAGGAAGUUCACAUACUACUAUUAGAACAAUGACAUUUGUUCCUUCUACGCAAGUGGAUAAAGAAAAUUUAUCCGCACAAACUGAUCCUUCAAAUCCUGAUGAAAUUACCAUGGAUAUGGAUGAUGAGGACCAGUAA
Messenger RNA from Cetraspora pellucida, 2412 nucleotides. The record is from the annotation of a GenBank genome assembly. Lineage: Eukaryota; Fungi; Glomeromycota; Glomeromycetes; Diversisporales; Gigasporaceae.